AUGGCUGACAAAAAGCACCAUGUAAAAGUCUAUGUCCUGAAUCAAGAGCAACAAUGGGACGAUAUAGGCACCGGCUACAUCUCGUGCACUUACGUGGAGCAGCUCCAGGGCGAGGCCCUGGUCAUUCGAUCGGAGUCGGACGACUCACUGAUCUUGGAAUCAAAGAUAAAUCCAGACGAGCCUUUUCAGAAACAACAAGGGACUUUAAUUGUUUGGACUGACUCUGACAACCGUGAUAUGGCGUUAAGUUUCCAGGAUGAAACAAGUUGUCAGGAGAUCUGGGAAGACAUUUGCCGGGUUCGAGGUAAAGACCCAACUGCCGAAAUCGCACAGGCCAUCUUUGGAGAACCAGAAGAAGAACAGUCUGAGGAGGUGUUGGAACCCGGUUGUGUCAUCGACCUGCCGAACUGUGAGCUCAAUACACUUGAACAGAUUGCGGAGCUAGUUACCUCGGUUCUCACCUCGCCUAUUCUUAAGGAAAGUCUGGCUCUGCUCUUGGAAAAUGACGACUAUAUUAAAAAGCUACUGCUGCUGUUCCGCAUUUGUGAGAACCUGCGGGAUACUGAAGGCUUACACCAUUUGCAUGAAAUUAUUAAAGGCAUCUUAUUCCUCAACAAGACAUCUCUGUUGGAGGUCCUGUUUUCUGAAGAGUGUAUCAUGGAUGUGGUGGGAUGCCUUGAAUACGACCCUGCUUUGGCUCAGCCGCAAAGGCAUAGAGAAUUCUUGACCCAGCAUGUAAGGUUCAAGGAAGUUGUGCCAAUAGCUGACUCUGAACUUAGGCGAAAAAUACAUCAGACGUACAGGGCACAGUACGUUUACGACAUCCUUUUGCCUGUGCCAUCUGUCUUUGAAGAGAAUGUGCUUUCUGCUCUUACAGCUUUUAUUUUCUUCAACAAGGUUGAGAUAGUCAACAUGCUGCAGGAAGAUGACGAGUUUUUGUCUGUAGUUUUUGCACAGUUAAGGGAUAAGAAUACAGAUGAUGACAAACGGCGUGAGUUGGUAUUGUUUUUCAAGGAAUUCUGUUCAUUUUCUCAGACUUUACAACCUGAAAGCAGAGAUGUGCUGUUCAAAACACUGGCAGAAUUGGGAAUUCUUCCUGCUCUUAAAGUUGUAAUGAGCCUCGGUGACUGGCAAAUAAGGUCAGUUGCUACUGAUAUAUUUGCUUAUCUAGUAGAGUACAAUGCAUCCAUGAUAAGAGAAUUUAUGAUGAAAGAAGCCCAGCAGAGUGAAGAAGGUGACCUUUUCAUUAAUUUGAUCGUUGGACAAGUGAUCUCUGAUCCUGAUCCUGAGCUAGGAGGUGCUGUUGAUUUAAUGGAACUUUUUCGUGCCCUGGUUGAUCCAGAUGACAUGCUGGGGUCACCUAAUAAAUGUGAAAAAAGUGAGUUUCUAAGUUUCUUCUAUAAACAUUGCAUGAAUAACAUUGUAGCACCACUUUUGGCCACCACUUCAGAAUAUAUAUGUGAAGAAAAUAAUAUAGCUGGAUCUGACAAAAGCAACACCCUGUGUGCUGUUCGCUUUAUGAGAAGGAUGGUUGGCCUUAAAGAUGAAUUUUAUAUUCGUUACAUCAUCAAGGGAAAUCUUUUUGAGCCAGUUGUAAAUGCUCUUCUGGGUAAGGGAAGUCGGUACAAUAUGUUGAAUUCAGCUGUUAUUGAGCUGUUCGAAUACAUAAGAGUGGAAAAUAUCAAGCCUCUUGUUGCACAUGUAGUUGAAAAGUUUUAUAAGGUAUUUGAACCGAUUGAAUACGUUAAGACGUUCAAAGGAUUGAAGAUGGAAUAUGAAGAAGAGAAAAAAAAACAGAGUCAAAUACAGAAGAAUUUGCGUGCUUUGCUCUAUAGUAAAAUAUUUCACAGAAGUGCCGAAGUCUUGGAGGUGAAGGAAGAAAUGGGUUUUAAAGAAAAUAUAGAGGAAGGAGAAGCAGAUAUGCCACCAUUGGAAGAUGAUUUUCAAGAUCCUUGUGAUAAAUUUGUGGAGACGACAAAACCGAAAGAAAGUGAAGACAAGGUGGAUCUUCCUAAAAGAACAGCUUCUGGCGAGUUCAAGUUCACUUCAUCCCAUUCUGCCGGUGCUGGCGAUGGAGCAAGCGGCCCAAGCAGUAGUAGGGUGAUUGCCUUAGUGGAUUAUCCAGAUGAUGAAGAAGAUGAGGAGGAGGAAGCAUCCCUCGGGAAAAGACCACGUCAUAGCUCGUAA
Messenger RNA from Diceros bicornis minor, 2187 nucleotides. RefSeq names its product protein phosphatase 4 regulatory subunit 3C (gene PPP4R3C). Gene Ontology annotation, molecular function: protein phosphatase activator activity. NCBI's taxonomy places the organism in Eukaryota, Metazoa, Chordata, Mammalia, Perissodactyla, Rhinocerotidae. The transcript is spliced from 2 exons. The record is from RefSeq and is a predicted model, not a curated record. Gene Ontology annotation, biological process: DNA damage response; protein dephosphorylation. Gene Ontology annotation, cellular component: nucleoplasm; protein phosphatase 4 complex. Bases 1 to 2187 code for a protein of 728 amino acids.